This is a messenger RNA of Hemiscyllium ocellatum (epaulette shark), 4167 nucleotides long. RefSeq names its product exostosin-like glycosyltransferase 3 (gene extl3). Gene Ontology annotation, cellular component: membrane. The transcript has 6 exons. The coding region runs from base 720 to 3464 and encodes 914 amino acids. Gene Ontology annotation, molecular function: glycosyltransferase activity. The record is from RefSeq and is a predicted model, not a curated record. NCBI's taxonomy places the organism in Eukaryota, Metazoa, Chordata, Chondrichthyes, Orectolobiformes, Hemiscylliidae.
GAGAGCAGCUUGUACUAUGCGGCGGGGCUGAAAGCGAGUCCUGCAGGUAGUGGGUUUUUUUCUUAAAUGAAUGUUUUUAAAAAAGAGACGCGGCUUCAAUUUUGCAUUUGCAGAAGAUUAUAUCUUUGUUUAAAAAAAAACCACAAAGGCAGAGAGCGCACCCCGGAUCAUGUGGUGAUGUUGCCUUUGGAUGUUGAAGUCAUGUGAGAAGAGAGGGCGGGAGAAGACCAGCUUACCUGUCGCCACCUGUUUGUUGCUGUGGCUGUGGUUCAUGAAUAUCGUAUGAAGGUGAAUGGUAUAUUGACGACUGCUGGUUCAGGAUGCUGACGGCCACUGUUAACAGGCAUUUGCUGUGGUUGGCUGAGAACUCUCAUCAUCAUAACAGUGGUAACCUGCAGUGGGUACAGCAAGCUGAAGGCGUAUGCUGAAUGAUUCUGUUUGCUCAGCAACCUCAAGAGGAGAGAGACGCAUUCUCAAAUUUUGUGGAAGGAAGGCGCGAGAAAAUGAAAUUUCCAUUCUAUUGGUGUUGAGUUGUGAAUAGCUUAUGGGAAACAUCUAAAGCAAAAUACACAGUGAGCCUUGGGGCAGUGGAUGAGAUUAAAUUUGCUCGUCAUGGCUUCUGAUCAAACGUGAUUGUUUGUGAGAGGGUUUAUUCCCCUCUCCCACCUUUUUUUUAAAAUUUAUAAACUUGUUUCCCCCAACUCCAGCCAGUUUAUAUCAUGCUCCGGAACGGAGUUGUUGGGAAUGUAGGCCAGCCAUGCAUGCUACGAUGGUCCAAUCGCAUCCGAUUAACCUGGCUCAGUUUCACCCUCUUCAUCAUACUGGUGUUCUUCCCACUGAUUGCCCAUUACUACCUGACCACCAUCGACAACCUCGAUGACUCGGGCCCUCGCAUUUUCGAGCCGCGCUCGGGCAACGCCCUGUGUGAGGUUAAGCACGUGCAAGAUCUGUGUCGCAUUCGGGAAUCGGUCAGUGAGGAGCUGCUGCAGCUGGAGGCCAAGCGGCAGGAGCUCAACAGCGAAAUUGCCAAACUCAACCUGAAGAUCGAAUCCUGCAAGAAGAGCAUUGAGAAUGCCAAGCAGGACCUGCUGCAGCUCAAAAAUGUCAUCAGCCAAACUGAGCACUCCUACAAGGAACUGGUGGCACAGAACCAGCCAAAGCUCUCGCUGCCAAUUCGCUUGUUGCCAGAGAAAGAUGAGACCAACUUUCCAUUGCCAAAGUCUCCCAACAGUUGCCGCUUGCACUCUUGCUUCGAUUACUCCCGGUGUCCACUUACAUCUGGAUUUCCUGUUUACAUCUACCCGCUGGAUCAAUACCAAUUCAGUGCUUUAAUUGAUCCAUUAAUCAAGCAGGCAUUCCUGGAAACUGCUCGAACUAACAUCUACGUUACAAACAAUCCUCAUAUUGCCUGUGUCUAUGUGGUUUUGAUUGGGGAGCUACAGGGCUCUACAGUACUGAAAUCCAUUGAUCUUGAAAAACAGUUGCACUCCCUCUCUUAUUGGCGGUCAGAUGGGCACAAUCAUCUCCUCAUCAACCUUUCCAGGAAGUCCCAGACACAGAACUUGCUUUACAAUGUUAGCACAGGCAGGGCCAUGGUGGCCCAGUCUACAUUCUACGAUAUGCAAUAUCGUCCUGGCUUCGAUCUUAUCCCCUCCCCAUUCAUUCACGCCAUGUCAGAACCUAACUUCCUGGAGAUACCUCCCCAGGUUCCUGUCAAAAGGAAGUAUCUCUUCAGCUUCCAGGGCGAGAAGAUUGAGUCACUCAUGUCCAGCUUGCAGGAAGCCCGUUCCUUCGAGGAGGAGAUUGAGGGAAAUGCUCCAGCCGAUUAUGAUGAUAGGAUCAUUGCUACCUUGAAGGCUGUCCAGGACAGUAAGUUGGACUUGGUUCUUGUGGAGUUCACCUGCAAAAACCAACCUCGGCCUGCCUUGCCUACAGAGUGGGCACUUUGUGGAGAGAGGGCAGACAGGUUAGAAUUGCUGAAACUGUCCACUUUUGUAUUAAUUAUAACACCAGGGAAUAGCCAUCUCAUUGCUUCCACUGGCUGCUCUAUGAGGCUUUUUGAAGCAUUGGAAGUUGGAGCCAUCCCAGUAAUCCUUGGGGAACACGUGCAGUUGCCGUAUCAUGACACGAUACAUUGGAGUGAGGCAGCUCUAGUGGUGCCAAAGCCUCGCAUAACGGAAGUUCACUUCCUCCUGAGGAGCAUUUCUGAUAGCGAUCUCCUCAACAUGAGACAUCAAGGUCGAUUCCUAUGGGAGACUUACUUUUCCACCUCCGAUAAUGUGCUGAGCGCAAUCCUGUCCACCGUGCGAACCCGACUACAAAUUCCUGCUGCUCCCAUUCCAGAAGAGCCCUCCAAGGAGAUCCCUCACAAAACAGGAAAAACUGCAGGCACUGAUCCCAACAUGGCGGACACUGGAGACCUAGACUUAGGACCCGUUGAGACUGAGCCACCGUACGCCUCACCAAAGUACUUGCGGAACUUCACGGUGACUGUUCGAGACACUUACAGAGCUUGGAAUACUGCCCCGGGACCUUUCCAUCUUUUUCCACAUACCCCGCUGGACCCCACAUUACCCUCAGAAGCCAAGUUCCUUGGGUCUGGGACUGGAUUUCGGCCUAUAGGCGCAGGAGCUGGGGGCUCUGGGAAAGAGUUCCAAGCUGCGCUGGGUGGGAAUGUUCCUCGGGAACAGUUUACAGUCGUAAUGUUAACCUAUGAACGAGAAGAAGUCCUGAUGAACUCUUUGGAGAGAUUGAAUGGCCUCCCCUACUUGAAUAAAGUUGUUGUAGUGUGGAAUUCUCCUAAACCACCAUCUGAGGACCUUAUAUGGCCUGAUAUUGGAGUGCCCAUUGUGGUUGUUCGUACAGAGAAGAAUAGCUUAAAUAAUCGUUUCUUACCCUGGGAUACUAUUGAAACGGAGGCAAUUCUUUCAAUUGAUGAUGAUGCCCACCUUCGCCAUGAUGAAAUUAUGUUUGGCUUUCGGGUUUGGCGAGAGGCCAGAGAUCGGAUUGUGGGUUUUCCUGGCAGGUACCAUGCUUGGGACAUGACCCACCAGUCCUGGCUCUACAACUCCAAUUAUUCCUGUGAACUAUCCAUGGUGCUGACUGGCGCUGCCUUCUUUCACAAGUACUAUGCGUACCUCUACUCCUAUAUCAUGCCACAGGCCAUUCGCGACAUGGUGGAUGAAUAUAUUAAUUGUGAAGAUAUUGCCAUGAACUUCCUUGUCUCCCACAUCACCAGGAAACCACCGAUUAAGGUCACAUCACGCUGGACUUUCCGCUGCCCAGGAUGUCCCCAGGCUCUGUCACAUGAUGACUCCCACUUCCAUGAAAGACAUAAAUGCAUCAACUUCUUUGUGAAGGUCUACGGGUACAUGCCGCUGCUCUACACCCAGUUCCGUGUGGACUCCGUCCUCUUCAAAACACGGCUGCCACACGACAAGACCAAGUGUUUCAAAUUUAUCUGAGGGACUUUCUGAACUCCACUUUGAGGGGGAAGGGACACCAACAGUCAUUCCAUACCAUUAAAGAUCCAUUUUACCAUGAACACCUAACAGGAAAGAAGUUGGACAUUACUUCAAAGAAAAAUCAUCAAAUUCUCUUGCUGCAUUUUACUGUUAACUAGUAAUCGUAGGGUUGGUUUGAUUCUAAAUAAUCUUCAUCAUGAAAGACUGAAGAGAGGAUAAUGAGCAAAGAUUUGCCUUUUGGAAAGUGUAACAUGAUUCCAAAUCCCAGAAAGAUGUAUAGAGAUUGUUUGUUUUUUUGAGGUGGAGGAGUGAAUGUGGAUCAUGGACAGAGAUUGGUGGAGAUUGCUGGUUGGCUCAGAAAUGUUUCAACUUCAUCACCCUCAACUCAGAACUCUCCUGUUCUCAGUGCACCUUUCUUUCUGGAGUUUUUUGUUCUGUUUAACACAUGGGACUGCCUUCAUUAGGAAUAGACUGAGGUACCUUGAGGAGAGAAGGAGAUGUAUAAAUUGUACUGUCAUUUCCAUCACUUCCUCCCCCAACUUUACUGCCCCCCUCCUUUCCACCCCCAUCCCUGUCCUUGGGACAUCAGUCAAUCGUAGGUAUAGCCCAUAUCCUCACUGGUAUGAUGGUUGUGUCAGUUCACUGCCACACAAACAUAACACUGUUUCUUCUCAAAGUAUUAAAAAUUGGGUUUUAUUUACAA